UCUCCCAUCGUACAUUCAGUCUCUCAUAGCUUGACAGUCACUCGAUCACUGAACCUACGUUUCCUCACUCAAAGUCGUGACAUCCUCUCUCUCUCCUUCGCUCAAGCUUCAUUCAUACUCUAUUUACCCUUUGUUUUGACAAUCAGUCAUCUUCAUCAUUCGUCAUCACUUCGGGUUGCCCUCCUUCUCGUCCGUCUUCUCACACAUGGGACCACCACCAGCUGUCACGUUGACGGCCCCUCAAUCUCCCGCCAGAGCCCGUUCCGUCUCUCAAUCCGGUGUAUCUUCCUUCGUUCACACACAUUUUGAAUCCGAUGCCUCAUCCCUGGCCGCUCCAAGGUCAGGUUUCUUCCGAUCUCAGUCCACUAACUUGGUCUCACGCUCCUCCACUCUCCCACAGUCAGGCGUCCAAACGACUGCUUCCACCUCUAACGGUGGUCAAGGACGGGCGAGAAGCUCAAGUCUGGUGACCGUCACCGAGGUCGGCGGGGACGAGCCGGAGAACGUGGUUGACAGGUUGGGUGUAGGCACGAAUGAGAACGCCAACUGGGUGAAUGCGCCAGGUGCUUGGAUCAUACACCCUGUUCUUAUCUUAGUGGCCAAAGUGCUGAUAGAUGCCAUUCCGGGUAUGACUCAGGAUGUCGGCUGGACCUGUGUGAAUUUAGGAUACAUGGCCGUCUCAUUCCUCAUGUUUCAUCAUGUCACAGGUGUCCCGUUCGAAUCAACCAUUGCUACCGGAGGGGCAUACGACGAAUUGACAUUGUGGGAGCAGAUUGAUGCCGGGGCCCAGUACACACCGGCGAAGAAAUGGUUGACUAGCGUGCCAAUCGGUCUGUUUCUCAUUUCCACGCAUUACACUCGAUAUGAUUACAUUCUCUUUGCCUUGAACUUUGCUGCUCUUUGCUUCGUCUUGUUCCCCAAACUUCCAAUUCUCCACCGCCUGCGUUUCCACUUUCUACCCGCCAGUACCAACACGGAUGCACCGCCGACUCCUUUAUCCACUCGGCCCUCUACCCCAAACUCUGUUGUGGACGGCUCUGCAAUGAAACCGAAACUGCCCUGAAGUACUCGAUCGCCCUUAGACUGUGUGAUGAGACAUGAAUGAAGCGGAAUGCAAACGUAUCUGCAG
Messenger RNA from Tremella mesenterica DSM 1558, 1129 nucleotides. RefSeq lists its product as uncharacterized. NCBI's taxonomy places the organism in Eukaryota, Fungi, Basidiomycota, Tremellomycetes, Tremellales, Tremellaceae. Gene Ontology annotation, cellular component: endoplasmic reticulum membrane. Bases 206 to 1063 code for a protein of 285 amino acids. The record is from RefSeq and is a predicted model, not a curated record. Gene Ontology annotation, biological process: negative regulation of ceramide biosynthetic process; intracellular sphingolipid homeostasis; ceramide metabolic process. The transcript has 6 exons.